AUGCACUCAUCGUUAUUAAGUCCAUUUGAAUGGGCACCUACAAGAAGACGGAGGAGGAGUUCUUUGCUGCCUGCGAUGAGAUUGAGAGCCAGAUCUGAGCAAGUCCAGCGACACUGUUGUCGAAGACGGCAAACCACAAAGGUAGCAGCUGGUUUUGGGAAGGACAUGGAGAAGAUGCUAUGCUAG
Messenger RNA from Podospora anserina S mat+, 186 nucleotides. RefSeq lists its product as uncharacterized. Bases 1 to 186 code for a protein of 61 amino acids. Lineage: Eukaryota; Fungi; Ascomycota; Sordariomycetes; Sordariales; Podosporaceae. The transcript has 2 exons. The record is from RefSeq and is a predicted model, not a curated record.